Rhopalosiphum padi (bird cherry-oat aphid) is the source of this 2148-nucleotide messenger RNA. RefSeq names its product ATP-dependent DNA helicase pif1-like. NCBI's taxonomy places the organism in Eukaryota, Metazoa, Arthropoda, Insecta, Hemiptera, Aphididae. The transcript has a single exon. The record is from RefSeq and is a predicted model, not a curated record. Gene Ontology annotation, biological process: DNA repair; telomere maintenance. Gene Ontology annotation, molecular function: DNA helicase activity. The coding region runs from base 205 to 2148 and encodes 647 amino acids.
ACGAUCGUCAGACUUCCAGUCCACCUGGAAAACUAUCACAAUGUGUAUUUUGAACCUGGACAGGUACUAGAGCGGGUGCAAAACGCCGCCCUGGCUCGAACCAAACUCACGGCCUUUUUCGAACUCAACACGACCGACGUCGAAGCUAGACAGUACCUGUACCAAGAGAUACCGGUACACUACACUUGGAACGCGACACGUAGAAUGUGGUCACGACGGCGAAGACGGGUGACAUACGAGACGUUGGCUCGAAUGUACGUCGUCAACCCACUUGAUCGAGAUCGUUUCCAUUUGCGACUGCUACUUCUGCACAAGAGAGGCCCACAGUCUUUCCGGGACAUGAGGACAGUUGACGGGGUAGAGUAUCCAACCUACGGGGCAGCAGCCGUCGCGAUGGGACUUUUGGAAGACGACCGAGCUUUGCUGGCGUGCAUGGCCGAAUCGGCAACAUUGGACACUCCAGCCCAGCUUCGUUACCUGUUCGUGACGAUGCUAUUGUUUUGCGAGACCGCAAACCCAUUAGCGUUGUAUCAGGUAAGCGAAACACACAUAAUGGAGGACUUCAAUCACCGAUUGCGAGACGUCGACCGCGCGAGAGCGGCGUGUUUGGACGCAAUCGACCAGCUGCUUCGGGGUCACGGAAAAUCGCUCGCGGACUACGGUUUGCCACUACCGGACGUCGCACUGUUGGAAGAAGACCCGGACGACGACAUGUUCGGUGCAAUAGACGCGACGGUACGCUGGGCCGAACAACUGCAUAACUUGAACGACGAACAACGUGCAGUGUUCGAUCGUGUGAUGGCGGCUGUAGACGACAACAGAAACGUCGCCAAACUCUUCUACGUCGACGGCCCCGGAGGAACAGGUAAAACGACACUAUACGGAUGCCUCAUAUGGUCACUUCGCAACCAAGGGCGAUCCGUGUUGUCUGUGGCUUUUACAGGAAUCGCUGCGUCGCUCAUGGACGGCGGCAUGACGGUGCACUCGACGUUCGGAUUGCCGUUCGGUACGCUGACAGACGAUUCGACGUCGACCAUCACCAUGCAGUCGUUACGUGGUCAGAGGAUACGUGACGCGGCACUAAUCGUCUGGGACGAAGCGCCCAUGUCUCCGGGACUACAACUCACGGUAGUCAAUAGGUUAUUGAAGGACAUCAUGGGAUCGGAAUUGCCGUUCGGCGGUAAACCGGUACUGUUCGCCGGUGAUUUCAGACAAAUACUGCCUGUCGUGCGCAGGGGGGUGAGGAGUGACAUCGUCAGGUCGUCGAUCAAAUACAACUGUUUGUGGCGUGACUUGGAACAGUUCAGUCUGACGCGGAACAUGCGCGCCGACAACGACGUGGACUUUGCGACUUGGUUGCUUCAGCUCGGGAACGGCCAAUUGCCAGAGGUCGAUGGUGUUCGGGACACCAUAGAAAUCCCCCGGGAAAUGGUGUGCGACGUCGCUAAUUUGAUUGAUUUUGUUUUUCCGCAACAAAUGUCGUUGGCCAACAUCGACGAAUUUGCUCGGAAAAUAAUUUUAUGUCCCAGGAAUGACGAAUGCAGGCAGGUCAACCGUACGGUGUUACAGCGCAUUGACGGAGCUCACCAGAGUUAUACGGCCAUAGACACUGUGGUGGUCGACGACCCCGACGAAGUGGCUAAUUAUCCUACAGAGUUCCUGAACACUCUGGAACCGGACGGACUGCCGCCGUACAACUUGACGCUUAAGGUAGGUUCGAUUGUGAUGUUGCUUAGGAAUCUAGAUUCGAAGAGACGUCUCUGCAACGGAACGAGAUUGGUUGUCACUGAACUGCGACGAUACAACUUCAAGGCGAGGAUGUUGUCUGGUGGUGCACAGGAUGAUAUAAUCAUACCUGCGAUACCACUCACGUCCAGUGGCGAAGAUGACCUGCCCAUCAUAAUGCGGCGAGUGCAGUUCCCCGUACGUUUGUCGUUUGCGAUGACCAUCAAUAAGUCACAGGGUCAAACGUUCGAUAGAGUUGGAUUGCUUCUGCCUUCACCGGUGUUCACACACGGACAACUGUACGUAGCCUUUUCAAGAGUGAGGAACUCUCAAUCCAUUAGAAUUGGUAUGUUUGGUGACGAUCGUGGAAGAUUUGUCACUAAGAACAUUGUGUACAGAGAAGUCCUACAAGCAGUACAAUGA